This is a messenger RNA of Heterobasidion irregulare TC 32-1, 1749 nucleotides long. RefSeq lists its product as uncharacterized. The record is from RefSeq and is a predicted model, not a curated record. The coding region runs from base 31 to 1674 and encodes 547 amino acids. The transcript has 10 exons. Gene Ontology annotation, molecular function: FAD binding. Lineage: Eukaryota; Fungi; Basidiomycota; Agaricomycetes; Russulales; Bondarzewiaceae.
UCCUGAUACUAAACCACUCGAUCUUCGACCAUGUCAUCCACUGAUGUCUUGAUUAUUGGCUCAGGCCCCACUGGCCUUGUAUGUGCCCUCACUCUCGCCCAGAAUGGCAUCUCAGUCCGGGUGGUCGAGAAAUUGUCAGAUUAUCCCGCUGGUCAACGAGGAGCUGGCAUCAUGCCUCGAACGCUUGAGAUCUACCAUUUCUUGGGCGUCCUCGACGAUAUCAAGGAGUUAGGAACUCCUUUCAUGGACUUGAAAGAAUACGAUGCGGACGGACACCCAGUGAAGACAUUCUCCAUGAUACCCUAUCAGGGGCCUACCCCCAAUAUUCCUGAGCGCGACGCAUUGGCGUUAGGACAAGACGCUGCUUGUGGAGUCUUGCGUAAUCACCUCAAGAAGUACGGUGUCGAAGUCGAGCUCGAAACUGAGUUGGUGGGUUUCGAACAGCAUGAUGACCAUGUCACCGCUACCCUGGUGAAGAAACAAACUACGAGCGUUGAAAAUGUAAAGUAUCUCAUUGGUGCUGAUGGCGCCAAAGGUAUUGUGCGAAAACUCCUGGGUCUGGAGUUUCUGGGUGAAACCAGAGACAAGAUGCACGUCUUGAUCGGCGACAUCGAGAUUGAAGGAUUAGACAACGCCCAUUGGCACAAGUUCGGAGAGAUGCCGCACAAUAGCGUGAUGCUCCGCCCCACCAACCGUUUCAAAGAAAAUAUAUUCUUUCUCACGUGUACUGGCCUCACCUUUGAUAUCGAGAAGGCGCUCGAAGACCAUGAUUAUAUCGCCAAGCAUAUUCAUGACAUCACUAAGCGCCCCAACCUGAAGAUUGGAAGAAUGGAGUCCCUCGCAAAUUACAGGCCUAAUAUCCGGAUGGUUAGUACCUUUCAGCAAGGGAGGAUUUUCGUGGCCGGAGAUGCUGCUCAUGUCCACAGUGCGACAGGAGGACAGGGCAUGAAUUCUAGUGUCAUGGAUGCUUUCAACCUUGGUUGGAAGCUCGCUCUUGUACUCAAAAACCUGUCUACGCCAUCUCUCCUCGCGUCGUACACGGAAGAACGUCUUCCAGUGAUCAAGGAGAUGUUGGACCGUACGACAGCCCUCUUGAACAUCACUGUCAAUCCCAAUCGCAAAGCGACAGACGCUAGGCCCUGGCAGCGAUCUUCCUCGCUCAAUCAGCUUGGGGUUCAUUAUCGCUGGAGCUCAUUCGUCCGAGACGAGCUCAAUGCCGAGGAGCAAGUGCCCGCGCAGGAAAAUUCGUCCACCUAUGUGGUCGGCGAAGGCGAGAGGCUGCAUGCUGGCGACCGCGCACAUGACGCAAGCGAGCUCGUCAGUCUCGAAACCGGGAAACACAAGCGGCUGUUCGACAUCUACGGCGCUGACCACCAUACGAUCAUCAUCUUCACCAACCAGAGCCAAGAUGCUGUCUCGGUUGUGAAGGCCCUUGCUCGCUAUUCAAAAGAUGCAGUGCGCUCGGUCGUGGUGUACCCACAAAGUUCUUUGCAGAGUGCAGUUGAUGGUGUCGACUUCACUUUAAUCGACAAGCGUGGUCAUGCAUAUUCGGCUUAUCCUACUACGCCGGGAGAGACAAUCAUUGCGAUUGUGAGGCCCGAUGGAGUAGUUGGAGGGAUUGUUAGGGGAGCAGAUGGAUUGGAGAAGUAUUUCUCGAAGAUUUUCGCUGCCUGACGCUAUCCAGGUAUCACCACAGAUAUAUAAUAGCUAAGUCGAUCUGCACAAGAAUCCCAUCAGCUGUCGGUAUCC